CCGAGGCCGCGCCAGAGAGUGCGGGCCGAGAUGCGCGCGCCGCUGCUGCUGCUGCUGCUGGCGACGGCGGCGGUCGGGAAGGUGUUCACGCGCUGUGAGCUGGCGCGGGAGCUGCGCCGCCGGCACGGGGUGCCCGCCGACCAGGUGCCCGUGUGGGUGUGCAUCGCCGAGCACGAGUCGGGCUACAACACGUCCGCCGUGGGGCGGCUGGGAGCCGACGGCAGCGGCGACCACGGCCUGUUCCAGAUCAGCGACCUCUACUGGUGCUCUCCCCCGGGCCGCGGCUGGGCCUGCGGCGUCUCCUGCGCCGAGCUGGAGGACGACGACAUCGCCGACGACGUGGCGUGCGCGAGGCGAGUCUUCCGCGAGCACCAGCGGCUGUCGGGCAACGGCUUCGCCGCGUGGGCCGUGUACCGGCCGCGCUGCACGGGCGUCGACCUGGGCCGCUUCGUGCACGGCUGCUUCGACGACGACGAGGGCGACAACUCUGUCAGCUCGGCGGGCGCACGCGCCAACGAGCUGGUCAAGCGGCGCGCCGACCUCAGGAUCCUCCAGAGGAACAUCUUCCUGAGCCGCUACCUGCACGGGCUGCGCUGGUAGCAGGCCGCCCGGACACAGUGCGCGGCUUUCACUGGGACGAAACUACACCUUUACAUAUGCAUCUGCUGUAAUGAUACAAGGGACUUACAAAAUAUAUUCUGUAACUCCAUUUUCGCAAUUAUUUUGGAGAACCCAGAUUCUUGAACCUUCGACGUACCAUUAGUUGGACAUGCCCCAAUGGAAUUUACUGUACACAGUUUUUUUUUGUCAUCAAGCAAAUAUAUUUUGACAGAUAGUUUCAUGAUAAUUGAUUUUUAUAUUGAAAAAUGUUUUUAAGUGUGCACCAGUUAACUUUCAAGACACCACUGCAAGAAGCAACGAGGCUUCGAGCUGUGACUAUUAGUGUUAAAAGUCUGCAACAGUGUGAAACUGCUAUUAUUUUUACAUAGUAGUUAAGUCAGGUUAUUAGAUCUUAAUUGUCUUUAAUGCGGUUUUCUGGUCUGAUAGGCCGUUUGUAUCAUUUUCCACUAACAGCUCACUCGGCAGUUAAAAGGGUCCAGUGGGUGUGAAUGGAUGAGUUUUGUCGAAUGGGCUUUGCCCUCAAUUUGAGUCGGUGAUGAUUCUGGCGUCAUGUCAUGCCUAGCACCACCUGAGCAUACACACGACUGUAGAUAUGAAGAAGAAUGCAACUCCAAGUGACUUAAUGAAAACAUCAACAUUUAUACUGUGUCGUUAAUUUUCUGUCUUUCACUCAAAUAAAAAUCUGCUGUUUUAUUUUUUUAUUUUUAGAUAUUUAAUUCAAAAAACUCUAAUUUGUCUACGUUAAUAAAGGAAAAAUGUAUGUCAAAUCAGCUAAACGUAAUCUGUUAUUUAAAAUAUCUUGUUUUAUAAAAAAAUGUCUUGUAAAAUGCUGUUCAUAACAAUUUCAUUUUCAUUACUUCAUUUUAUGAUGUAAAUUUUUUUCACUAUAUAGAAUUCCAGAAAUAAAUAUUCCUCAGUUUGUUUCUGUAAGUUA
Bacillus rossius redtenbacheri is the source of this 1555-nucleotide messenger RNA. RefSeq names its product lysozyme 2-like. NCBI's taxonomy places the organism in Eukaryota, Metazoa, Arthropoda, Insecta, Phasmatodea, Bacillidae. Gene Ontology annotation, molecular function: lysozyme activity. Bases 31 to 600 code for a protein of 189 amino acids. The transcript has a single exon. The record is from RefSeq and is a predicted model, not a curated record.